CAGUAGACGUAUAAACAUGUCGAAUAGUAUAAUAUAUAAAAUUUGAUGGAAAUAGCAAGCAACAAAACGAUUUUGUAAAAUUGCAUAGAUAUUAAUUGCAUUAAUUUGUGCAUUGUUUAUAUUACAUCUUAAGUCCCGGAAUAAAUAAUAAAACGUCCGACUUUAGUCUAAAGAUGGCGCUUAUUGAGUUCUUCGAGUUUUAUGUGAUGCUUCGGUAAACGCUGUGAGGAAGUUUAAAUCCUCCAUGCUUCCUCGCUGUCGUCUUUGUUGUUGUAAUGACGCCAUCCACUCCUGUUCGCCCAUUGGCUGACAAGAGCCCGUUUUCGCGCCAUUCGCGCGUCUCGGCAUUGUGGGAUAGCAUCAGGAGGUCGGCGGCGCUCCGGGUCAACUCCGUGUUUUACCCAAACGCUUUUCUUUGGACGUUCGCGGAUUUUAACGGGUGCCAGCAAUGCGCGGAGAUGAAACGGAUUCGGAGUCUAUUAGAUCGGCCGAUGGUUCGAUUCGGAGCAAUCUCGAGGCGCUUUGUCAGGAGCUCAAUAUGGACGAAGACACGGCGGCAGAAGCGCUUGAGAACUUCAGCUCCAUCUGGAACACUUACACGCUGGAGGGUGAUGUCGUUCACUGGCUGGCCUGCUCUCUGUAUGCUGCCUGUAGGAAGAGCUCCAUCCCCACCGUGGGACGGGGUGUGAUGGAGGGCAAUUGCGUGUCCCUUACGAGGAUCUUGCGCUCGGCGAAGCUCAGUUUGAUUCAGUUUUUCAGCAAGAUGAAGAAAUGGUCAGACAUGUCGAACCUCUCACAGGAUUUCCGCAGCCGCAUAGGGCGACUGGAGCGCAAUUUCGAAGUGUCGACUGUGAUUUUUCGGAAAUUUGAGCCAAUAUUUCUGGACAUGUUUCAGAAUCCUCAGGGUGAACCUCCCCGGCUCCCUCGAAGCCGCAAACACCGGCGUCUUCCGUGCCACAUCAGUGACGUCUUCAAGUUCUGUUGGACUCUCUUUGUGUAUACAAAAGGUAAUUUCCGUAUGAUUGGAGAUGACCUGGUCAACUCCUAUCACCUCCUGCUCUGCUGUCUGGACCUAGUGUUUUGCAACGCGCUCAUGUGCUCGAACAAGAAAGAUCUCAUCAAUCAAUACUUCAGAGGACUGCCAAAGGACACAGAAAACUCGGAGGAAGUGCCCUGUGUCAUCGACAAGUUGUGUGAGCUGCAUGAUGGGCUGGUGGUGGAGGCCAAGGGCAUAAAGGAGCACUACUUCAAACCCUACAUGAAGACACUGUUUGAGAAAAAGAUAUUAAAAGGUGAUGUGGAGACUCUGACUGAAUUACUGGAUACCCCAAAUUUCCAAGACAACAAUAAAGCCAUAAAUCGCGAGUAUGAGGAAUAUGUUUUGACUGUGGGAGAUUUUGAUGAGCGAGUGUUUUUGGGGGCUGAUGCAGACGAGGAGAUCGGCACGCCUCGCAAGGCCACCGCUGAGCCUCCGCCAGGUCAACUAUCCGCCCGCAUGCAGGUGGAGAACAACCUUCAGCAGCACUUUGAGAAGACACGUUCCCUUGCUCCCUCUACGCCUCUAACGGGUCGUCGGUAUCUGAAAGAGAAAGAGGUGCUGGUCACCCCCGUUUCCUCAGCUACCCAAAGUGUGACUCGACUGCAGAGCAUGGUGUCUGGUCUCCGAAACGCUCCAAGCGAUGCUCUUGUACAAAUCUUUAAUUCUUGCUCUCGAAAUCCCACUGAAUCCAUUCUGAACCGAGUGAAGACCAUGGGAGAGAGGUUUAAACAGGCCUACACCAAACCCACAGAUGACCUUCCUGGAGCACAUAUGGAUUUCGCAGAGAAUCGUCUGAAGCUGGCGGAGAUCUUGUACUUUAAGAUCCUGGAGAAUAUCAUGACUCAAGAGAUGAAGAGAUUACAAGGGAAAGACAUGGCGGUCCUGUUGGAGCAGGAGGUGCUCCAUUGCUCCCUGUUGGCGUGCUGUCUUGAGGUGGUGCUCUUUGCGUACAGCUCUCAAAGAACAUUCCCCUGGAUACUAGAAAUCUUUCAGAUCCCCCCAUUCUACUUUUACAAGGUAAUCGAAGUGUUCAUCCGCUCCGAGGAAGGUUUGUCCCGAGACAUGGUGAAGCAUUUGAACAGCAUAGAGGAGCAAGUGCUGGAAAGUAAAGCCUGGACCAGAGACUCGGCCCUGUGGACAGCACUUAAUAAUGCUAAUAAUAAAGUCCCCACUGUAGAAGAGGUGAAUUUUCCUAGUAAUUUUGACACGGGCAACAAUGCAGGCGGCCCCACUCACCUCCCAUUGGUGGCGCUGUCCCCUAUCAUCCACCCUCGGAUCAGGGAAGUCCGCACAGGCCUGGGCUCCAGUGCACGCAAAGACGUCCCUCAGUCUCCCAUCUCUCUCCACGACCGCUACAGCUCACCUGCAGCCGGCAGCGCCAAGAGACGCUUGUUUGGUGACGACCCUCUACCGCAGUCCCCGGUGAAAAGAAUCUCAGUCACUCCCAUCAAAAUCAUUCCCAGCUCUGCAGAAAACAACCAGAACACCACGACUCUCCUCUCCAUGUCCACCGGAAACGGCCAGCAGCUCACCAUUCCACUGCCGGUGGUAAAAAAUGAGACGGGCGGUUUCACAGUAAUCCAACUCCAGGCCAAUGAUGUGAACCCCCUCACCGCUCAAGUCUUACUGACCGCCUCCCCCAGCCGAACCGCAGCUCUACCCGUUAGCUCCGACACACAGCCCCCAGCCGUCAACAGACCCCGCCGCACAGGAUCUCUCGCCCUCUUCUUCAGAAAGGUGUAUCAUUUAGCCAGUGUGCGUCUGCGAGACCUGUGUCUGAAGCUGGAUAUCUCAUCAGAGCUGCGAGGGAAGAUCUGGACGUGUUUUGAGCACUCGCUGCUGCAUUGUACUGACCUGAUGAAGGACAGACACCUGGACCAGCUGCUGCUCUGUGCCGUCUACAUUAUAUCAAAGAUCACAAAAGAAGAGCACACUUUUCAGGACAUUAUGAAAUGCUACAGAACCCAACCUCAAGCCAACAGCCACGUCUACCGCAGUGUUUUACUGAAGAGGCGUCUCAGAGUGCAGCAGACAGAUGAGAACAUGGAAGUGGAUCCACCAGCAGACCAGUCCAAUGAGAGGACAGAACAGGCCAGCACAACAGAGGCUGACAGCGAAUCAGAGGAAAGAGGAGACCUCAUCCAGUUCUAUAACUCCGUUUACGUACUGAAGAUGAAAUCAUUCGCUGUCAAAUAUGCACAUUCAACACUUGAUAACAAGAUGGAGGCUCCUCCGUUAUCUCCCUUCCCGUCGGUUCGUGCUCAGCCUCUCUCUCCUCGCCGAGUUUCUCAGAGACACUCCAUCUUUGUCUCCCCUCAUAAAAACGGCUCGACUCUAACCCCCAGUACUGCCUACACGUACAAGUUCACUGGCAGCCCUUCAAAGGAGCUGAGCGACAUAAACCAGAUGAUCCGUCAGGGUGGGGUGAGCAAGAAGCGGGCGUUCACCAUGGAAGGCGAUGAGACCGAGUCUCCAUCUAAAUGCCUGCGGCAAGAGAGCGACGACGUGCUGCUCAAACGCCUGCAGGACGUGGUCAGCGAGAGAGCGAGUCUCUGAGUCUCCUUACGUACCCAAUAUAAAGCCAAAAACCCCUCCUAUGUGCUGCUCAACGACUCUAGGAUGUAGAGAGAGAUGCGACAACAAUCAGUCUCUUAUCUGUUCAGAAUCAAGCACAUUAUGUCACCGAACAAUAGCAAAGCCAAAAACCAUCACGCUUUUUCAUCACGCCGGGAAUUUCUGAAUAUCAGGGAGAUUGGUUUGAACCAAUCGAAGAAUCAUGUAUCAUGUUUUUCAUGAUGCUCGUCAUGCUUUCGUAAUGAAUUAUUUCUUGCGUUAUUACAGAGAUAUUCUGUAGCUGUUGUUUUCUCAAUUAAGUGUCACCUGACCAUCAUUUUUGCAGUAGAACCCCCCCCCAGAUAUACUUUUAUUGCUGUUAAUGCACUUUUUGUGUGUGUGUUGAACCUGCCAGUGGUCCUAUCAAAGUUUUGCAACCAUCCUCUGUGCAGCUCUAUUUUCAGAUGUGUGGUAUCUACACCUCUCAAAUAAUUGUAAUAUCUCUCUUAAAAGUUUCAUGUAUUUUCUCACAAGUGUUCUGUUAAAUGAAAUGGUCAUGUUUGCCGUGCAUUUAACAUUUUAGAUGUUAAAUUUGGUGAAUUUUUUUUUUUUCCCAUCAUCUUGCUUAUCGUGUACAAAUAACUUUUUCAACACUGUGUAACAGUGAUGCAGGUAUUAUUUGGGUAUGCUUAUGUUAUUUUAUUGACAUUUAUAGGUCACAUGCCUAAUGAGGUGGAAGUGAAAUGUUUUCUUUGAAUCAUGUGACUAUUUCUACAGCUAGCUGUAUCUGCGUUUCUCAGUAUUGUCGGUUAAUUUGAAAUUGCAAUUUUAUUCUUGUACAAAUGUUUAUUUUAACCAUUAUGUUCUAACUCGAACUGUUCAACACUGUCGAUCUCUUUGCAGUUGGUGCUUUGUAUAUUAUGAAAUUUUUUUUUUUUUUUUUUUAUACAAACUCCAAAUUUUAAGCUUAGAAAUAAUUAUCUGCAUUGUUUUUUCAAAAAAAAACAUUUGUACUUUUUUCAGUGACUUUGUAAUUUAGCUUUAUUGUAAUUGUUGGUUUGAUCAAUCAGUUGUUGGUCAGUUCUGCAGUGAGUGCCUUAGCAUGUACAUAACAAUAAAACUUUUUAUCGAUU
Molecule: messenger RNA, 4725 nt
Organism: Puntigrus tetrazona (Sumatra barb)
Lineage: Eukaryota; Metazoa; Chordata; Actinopteri; Cypriniformes; Cyprinidae
Gene: rbl1
Product: retinoblastoma-like 1 (p107)
Exons: 22
Coding region: 449-3595 (1048 amino acids)
Biological process (GO): negative regulation of G1/S transition of mitotic cell cycle; regulation of transcription by RNA polymerase II; cell differentiation
Cellular component (GO): nucleus; chromatin; transcription regulator complex
Molecular function (GO): RNA polymerase II transcription regulatory region sequence-specific DNA binding
Source: RefSeq, a predicted model, not a curated record